Megalobrama amblycephala (Wuchang bream) is the source of this 3250-nucleotide messenger RNA. It is a transcript of the gene usta, whose product is annotated as uronyl 2-sulfotransferase a. The coding region runs from base 496 to 1716 and encodes 406 amino acids. Gene Ontology annotation, cellular component: membrane. Lineage: Eukaryota; Metazoa; Chordata; Actinopteri; Cypriniformes; Xenocyprididae. The record is from RefSeq and is a predicted model, not a curated record. The transcript has 8 exons. Gene Ontology annotation, molecular function: sulfotransferase activity.
GCCUGGAAAUUUUCCUUCAAAAGCACAGCUUUUACACUGAAGCCUGCUGCCGCUUUGACAAAUUCCACCCUUUCAUGAUGUAGAUAGAUAUUUCUAGCAUUUUUAUUAAAAUAUUUGUAUUUGAUAAAAUAAUUACUAGAUUUGAUGAUGUACAGGCCGCUCUCGAGCGCUUUCGCGCUUCUUCCGCCUGGUGGUGCUGAGCUGCACACGGCAGCGCGUGAGCGGGAGUCCAUCCUCCGGUUGAACUUUUUCCUCCACAUUCGGUAAUCCGACACCGACACUAACCCCAAAAAGCAGAGGAUGGAUUCCCAACUUCAUUCGCAAAAAUAGCUCAGCAAGAGCAGACGAGAAAACACGACCGAGCAGAGGACGAACAUCUGAACGCCUCCGUUCGCGCGCAUCGAUCUGUGAAGUGUUUAAAUGUUAACUAAAAAGUUUUUAUCUAAAGAGGCGGAUGGGUGACGACCAUUCUCGGCGCUUCCAUGUGAGGAGACGAUGAAGAAUUACAGCAGCAGUCCCCGUCUAAAAAAUCACAGCACAGAUCGGAACAGCAGAAAGGGAUUCUGGUUAUCGGCUCUCGGGCUUCGCUUCUCCCUGCGCGAUUAUGCUUUCUGCAUGGCCACGCUGCUGCUCUUCUGUCUCGGCUCACUGUUUUACCAGCUGAACGGAGGACCCCCUAAAGUUCUGCUGGAGAUCAGGCAGUAUCUCGGAGAAUCCACUUUUGUUGACGACCACGGGCCUCCUACACCAAGGGAGCUGCCAUUCCCAAGUCAGGUGAUUUACAACAGGGUUGGCAAGUGUGGAAGUCGGACAGUUGUCCUGCUGCUGAGGAUUUUGGCAGAAAAGCACCAGUUUAACCUGGUGUCCUCUGACAUCCAUAACAAAACCAGACUCACAAAGCAUGAGCAGGUCAGUGGAUGGGUGGAUUUGAUGAGAAACAUUAGCACUAUUCCACAGCCUUUUCUGUACACCAGACAUGUUCACUAUCUCAAUUUCACAAGGUUUAGGAUAGAACAGCCUGUCUACAUAAACAUCAUCAGGGAUCCCAUUAACCGUUUCCUCUCCAAUUACUUUUUUCGUCGCUUUGGGGACUGGAGAGGAGAGCAGAAUCACUUGAUCCGCACACCCCAGAUGAAAGAUGACGAGAGAUAUUUGGACAUUAACGUUUGCAUCAUGGAGAACUACCCAGAGUGCUCCAACCCACGCCUCUUCUACAUUGUUCCAUACUUUUGUGGACAACACCCUCAGUGCAGAGAGCCUGGAGUUUGGGCUUUGGAGAGGGCCAAACGAAAUGUUAUAGAGAACUUCCUGCUUGUGGGGAUUCUGGAAGAGCUGGAGGAUGUAUUGCUCCUGCUGGAGAGACUCCUACCUCACUACUUUAGUGAUGUGCUAACCAUCUACAAGAGUCCUGCAUUCUGGAAGAUGGGGAACCUUACAGGCACAGUGAAGAAACACAUGCCGACUAUAGAGGCCCUGCAGGUGCUUUACCAAAGGAUGAAGUACGAGUACGACUUUUACAACUUCAUUCGUGACCAGUUCCAUCUUACCAAGAAGAAAAUCGGCCUCAAGUCCGCCUCCCAGAACUCAGCUCAUGAACCUGACUUCCUCCGUGAGCUUGCCCUUAGGACCCAUGAGCCUUUGGAAGAGGAGGAGGAAGAGGAAGAAGAGGAGGACAUGGGACAAGAGGAUGCAAACAUCUGGAUGGUUCAGCCCUGAGUAAUAGCCAUGGAGGUGUAGGCAUGGCAGAUAUCUCAUAAGCUUGAUGUCUAUGUCCAAUCAGGAGGUAGUCAACAUUCCCAGGUGAAAAUUGGGUGUGUAAUAGUGAUCCCCGUGUUUUUAACGGGACGGCCCUUCGAGACACUCUCAAGAGGAGCAAAAAAGGGUCUGAGUAGUUAUUUAAAGAACUAACAAUUAUGACGAAAUGAUUUUGUUCAUGUUUAUGAAAUUAAGCAGUUGGUUGUGGUCAUUUCCUGGUGAGAUGAUACACAAUUGGAAUUACAGGGAUGUUGCUGGAUUGUCAAAAUGGAGGGAAGAACUAAUUGUGGUAUAGCAAAAUGAGAUGCUGUGGAAGUCACCUGGAACCUGGGUGAACUCUGACUCAACCCACGCUUUCACACGCAAACACAUUCAGACUAUGUAAUAGAGGCAAGAUCUCAACAAAGUGCCAAACCUUCAAAGUGAAAAGGAUUACUGCGAGAUAUAGUUGUAAUCGCAGUAAACAACUCAAAACACCAGUCAGAUCUGAUCAUCUAAUCACUCACUUCCUCCUCUGGUUUUAGAAACCUGCUGCAACUCUGUGCCAGAACUUCAGUGCAAGUCUUUUUGAAAGCUUCUUAUUAUAUUGUACAUGCAAGGGGUUGUACAGUGAAUCAAACACUUUUGAAUGUCUGCAAGAUGUCAAAUGCAGCAAACUGUUUAUCUAAAAUGUUUAAUGUGGAUGUUUUGAUCUGUUGUGUUCAGUAUUUGCAUAAAAUCAGGCUCCUACGUUUCAUUUGGUACAUGGUGUUUCAAGCAGCUAUACAAUUUUGUCACAGUCUGUAUUGCUCAGCAGUGUAUACUGUGAAGCUACUGGGAUAUCAAACAAUACCCAGCUAGUUAUAUCUAAACAAUGUUCAGACAGCACAUAGGAAAACAAGUUUGACAACAGGACAAAAAAAAAAAAGAAUGAAUGAAUGAAUGAAUGAAUGUGAAAUUUUGUGGGAAUAUGAGUUUGUAAAUUGCGUUUUAAACCCAUUUAUAUUUCUAGAUCAUUAACAUGCUGCUUUGCAGAUCAACACCUAUUCCUGUAGUGUGUUCUAAUUAAAGAAUGGUCCACUUAUUUUCAUUACAGGUCAACCUCUUGGAGCAUUUUUCUGGUCAAGUGAAAUGAUUAAUACAUGAAUAAAUAGAUGCUAUAGCUACAAGCUCUCACAGAAUUUAACAUUUUCCUCUUAAACUUUUCAGUUAAGUAUAUACUUGUGUAUGUACUUGUUUUGUGUUCGAUGUGGAUUUUUAUAUUGUUUAAUUUAUUGUACAAUAUUUUGAUUAUUGCAUUCCAUCUCAGGAAUCUCAGGAAAAAACAGAGCAGAUAUAUUUUUGUUUUUUGACAUCUUAACAGCUGGCAAAUAUUAAAGCAUCUGAUACCUAAAGGUUACUUAAGGACAGCAGUGGCUAUUGUUUUGAAUACCAAAAUGGAAUGAAAAUGGCUAACAUUACAAAUUAACUGCACCUUUACUGGGAAAGCUCUCAAAAUAAAAGCAUUUUAACAGCA